CGACUCAGGCCGAAAAGAGAAGGAUAGAUAAUGUUUAUUUCUCUAUAUGGGGAGUGGUGUUCAGAUUAAGUAACCGAAAGCAUUAUCGGGUGUAUAGUUCGAGGAGAGACCUGAAUGCGCGUGCUCCAUGGUCCGGUCUAAACGGAGCGCACAGUUGUGUGUGUGAAAGUUGACCUGAGAGAGCUUGUGUGUGUGUGUGUGCGUGUGUGUCCAGAACUACACAAACCACCCUGCUCCUGUAAAUCAUAUUAAUGUCUGUGAAUUCCUGUCCUCUGGCGGACAAGAUGUGAGUGAAACAGAAAUCGAUAGGGGAGGAACCUCGUGGGAGCAGGCUUUAUACAAUCUGUUAACCCUCGCGCUGCUUCUGUCCCAUGCGGGGACAUGGUUGAAGGACGGGAACACGUUUUCCCCCUACUAUAUUAGGGUACUAACUUAUCAUUCUCAUCACUAUCGACCAAGAUCAGGAAAAGAGGAGAGAGGAACAUAAAAGUUUUCCAAAACGAGAGGACUGAGUGAACGGCAUAGGGCGAACGGGGCCAGGGCUCCUUACAGAUCCGGUGUAAAUAUGACGUCUCUGUUCGGUUCUGCUCGCGCUCUGAACGCUGUUCUGAUCAAAGACAACCCGGGAUAAUAGAAAAAUACUCCAGGGACCUCAACACACACAAACAAACACACACACACACACAACAGAGUGCGCGGCACAGAACAAGCCAUCCAACAUGACAGCGCGAGCAGCAGCGGAGGAGCUCACCACAGAAGGGCAACAGACCUCUUCAUCAGCAUGAGAUGAGGUCUAGAGACGUGUUAAUAAAGUUGUAUCGGUCAUUAAUUAAUCCACCCACACUUCUACGACCGCUCGGUCGGCACCUUCAGCGGAGGAGCACCAGAUAUAAGACAGCGCACGGUGCUGGGGACUACUGCACUUGUGAAAAGAAGACGCACGGUUGCACUCCUGUCAGGGGAAAGUUGUGCGCAGCACCGGAGCUGGGGGAUACCUAUUUGGAAACGGACAGACGACGCACUGCGAGGACAACAAGCUGUGUUGUGCGUAUUGGAGUGUGUCUGUGUGUCUAGUUGGAGUGCGUAUUGUAGUAAGGGAGUGUGUCUGUGUAGUUGAAGCGAUUAAAAAGGUGUUUAAUCCUGGAAAACGCAGCAGCGGAUCGGAUUGUGUUUCACCUGGAACCCGCGAGUCAACAACACAACUCAGGGUAGUGCAAGGUGACUCUGCGAGGGGAAGGCGUGCUCCCGGGGGUAGGAGCGAUGAGCGUGCUGCGUAUCCCCGUCCUACUGGCGUUGCUGGUCCUACUGCUGACUGCUGGCUUCUGCAAACAGAGCUUCCUGGACGGGAGCCCAGGGGUGAGCAAAGGGGCGCGCACGGACGGACACAACCUCAUGGAGCUCAUCAUGGACAAGGUGCGUCUGGCUCAGCAACAGGACCAGGUACACGAGCACUACCCCGCCAAAAAACAGGAGUUCACCUUGGAGACCAAGGAGAGGAAUGAAGUGAACAAGUCUCACCAUGGAGAACACAUCAUAGAGGUGUUCCCCAGAGACCUGAGACAGAAAGAAAAGUUCCUCAAACACCUAACAGGUCCUCUAUUCUUUAACCCAAGAUGUAGGAAACACUUCUAUAGACUAUACCACAACACCAGAGACUGUACCAUCCCUGCCUACUAUAAAAGGUGUGCCCGUCUUCUCACAAGACUGGCAGGCAGUCAGAGGUGUACAGAGAGGUAGAAUACCCUGAGCCCAUGAAAGAGAGAAGUGCCUUGAAAAGCAACAGGGAAUUGAGAUUGUUGGUUAUGUUCGCACCACAGACUGCCACUGUUUGCAGAGAGCACACACAAUACUCUACUCUACAUUCUAAAUGGUGCAAAUGAAGAGACUUGUUGGACAGAAGAAAAGACCUCCUCAUAGUUCUACUGCCAAAAACCAUGACGACACAACACGUGGAUACUAGUUUGGAUACUAGUUUACGACACUUGGAUUAUAUAUUUCAUACGACAUGCCACUCUCUGGAACUGCUUCAGUGGUCAUCGACAUGCCUUCACGUUUUAAUUAGAGUUUUUAAUCAUUUUGCUUUUUGGACUAUGGUUGGAGAUUGCACGGUGGUCUCUGAGCUGUGGUGGUUGUGUGUUGUGGGCAGUGGCAGUGGCUUCAGACUGAAAAAUAGACAGUAGUCUUGAUCUUCUCUUCAGCUACAUUCCACAAAAGGGAACUAAUCGAAUCCCUAAUGAAAUGGCUGAUUGAUCGCCUGGUGAUAAUCUAAUCCCUAAUGAAAUAACUGAUUGAUCGCCUGGUGAUAAUUUAAACCCUGAUGGAAUGACUCACUGGUAGCCUGGUGGUCUGCAACAGGACUCUCAUGCUACCUCAGCAGGUAUACUCUGCCCUACUGCAGAAAGUAAACUCUGACAUUUUGGACAUUACGGACACUGCAUGAAGACUAGUGUUGAAAAAUUCUGGUAAUUUUCCCCAAAUUCCCUUAGUUUUCCAGAAAUCCUGGUUGGAAGAUUGUUGGAAUCAAGCAGGAAAUCUGCGAUUCUUCCAAUCAGUUACAGGAAUUUUGCAACCCCAAUGAGGACCAAUCUGAAUUCACGGUCUAUUCUCUACUACUGGCUAAACCUACUGCAUGUGGCUCUGGUGCAAAGUAGAUCACUUGCUAGAGAAAAGGGUGUAAUUUGGGACUCAUCUCAGUUUGCAUCUUAGUCUCUGAAAUAAACCUAAAGAAGCGAACGUUCAUGGCCACCACAGCUCACACCUUGAUGGAGAAUCCAACUGUCUAAACAUGAAUGUGUCACGUCAUAUAUACAUAUAUAUUUAUAUAUUCAACCAAUUGUCUUUUUUUGCACAUUGUGUGAAUAGUUACCUUCUAGUGUGUACUAUGUAAAUAUUGUAAAUACUAAAUAUCAUAAAGUGAAUCCACCAAUUUGUAAGUCGCUCUGGAUAAGAGCGUCUGCUAAAUGACUUAAAUGUAAAUGUAAAUGUAAGUAUAUAUACAGUGCCAGUCAAAAGUUUUGACACGCCUACUCAUUCAAGGGUUUUUUGCUAUUUUUUGCUAUUUUUUUCAUUGAACAAUAAUAGUGAAGACAUCAAAACUAUG
Molecule: messenger RNA, 3100 nt
Organism: Salmo salar (Atlantic salmon)
Lineage: Eukaryota; Metazoa; Chordata; Actinopteri; Salmoniformes; Salmonidae
Product: ALK and LTK ligand 2b
Biological process (GO): positive regulation of ERK5 cascade; positive regulation of ERK1 and ERK2 cascade
Molecular function (GO): receptor tyrosine kinase binding; receptor signaling protein tyrosine kinase activator activity
Source: RefSeq, a predicted model, not a curated record